UAGCGAGGGAGUGAACAAAGCCGUUAAAGAAGAAGAGAAGAUGGCGAGAUGCGGUCGGAACUUGAGGAAAGUAGCUGAGUGCAUAAAACAGUUACCGUCCACAGCCAACCGGGAUAUCCAGAACAGAAGCAACGUUAGAUACCUUUCAUCAUGCGGGAUCCUGAUGAUGCGUGCGCACCCACUGCUGAGUGCAGCCGUGCCAGGGCGCCCCAUUACACUGCCUUCACGCAGCUUCUUCAACCUCGCAGAUUCCUUCUCCAAGAAGAAGGAGUACUCAGAGAGACGCAUCAUUGGGUAUUCCAUGCAGGAGAUCUAUGAAGUGGUGGCUGAGGUGGAAAACUACCGCCUCUUUGUUCCCUGGUGCAAGAAGUCUGAGGUGGUCUUCAAGAGAUCCGGCUUCUGCAAGGCCAAAUUAACCGUGGGCUUCCCCCCUGUAGUGGAGAACUACACCUCCCUUGUCACUACAGUACGCCCUCACCUGGUCAAGGCAUCGUGCUCAGAGGGUAAGCUGUUCAACCACUUGGAGACGAUGUGGCGUUUCAGCCCUGGCCUCCCUGGGUACCCCCGGACCUGCACUGUGGAUUUUGCUAUCUCCUUUGAAUUUCGCUCCCUCAUCCACUCCCAGCUCGCUCACGUGUUCUUCGAUGAGGUGGUGAAGCAGAUGGUUUCUGCGUUCGAGCGGCGUGCCUCCAGUGUUUACGGAGCCGAGACGCCCAUCCCGCGCGAGCUCAUGUUCCACGAGGUCCACCACACGUAGCGACAACCUCCUUCUGCUGCACAAACACGGACCCAUAAACAACAACGUCAGAGAGCCCGAAAAGAGACUGUGUUCCAACUGAAAGUGCCUUUCUCACAACAAUGAAACCAUUUCCUGUGUCAGAUUUUAAAGCUGGUGUGGAUCCUCCAGCUGAUUUUCACCUUGGUGCUAAUGCAGGUUCCUGUAUCAGACCUUGAUCUGGUGGUGAAACUGAGCCCGCAGGUCAAAUGGAGGCCCCACGGUGCGUCAGGCCAGUGCGUCAUCACUUCUGUACACAUUAGCUAUAGGGCUGCAGGCACACAACUGAAAACUGAGACAAAGCAAUGAUGAGCUGCAACAUGCAGAGUUUAUUCAGAUAUUUACUUUUGCACACAGAUUCUCUAACGUUACAUUUACCUGCACCUAACAGCCUAAGACAUGAAGAUAUUCAGUUUCACACAUGACACAGGAAAGCAAAGAGUUCAGCUGGAGCCAGACAAUGACUGAAAUUAUUCUGGAAGCUGCUGAAUAAUUUAAACCUUUUUUUUUUUUAAGUAAGCUGUGUUUCCACCAGAUGGACCAGAGUGUAGGUUAAGUUCCAGAGGAAAAAGUUUCUGCUUACACUUCUCAAAAGUACAGGAACGUCAGAGGGGAGUGUGGCGUGUGAUUGGUGGCGUACUCUGGAGUACUGAAUUACCACCAACUACUGGACUUUUUUUUGUGUACAGUCUAAUGCUAAACCAGCUGUCACCUAUUUAUAAAUGGACUAAUUUGCUGCUAAUCUGUAUGAAGGAACAGUUUAGUUCCUGGAACUCUGGACACUGAAUGGAAAAGCAGCUUUAGAAAGAAAAAAAACACAGGCUCCAGCUGCUUGAGUGUGUGUUGUGUUGUCUUUUGUCAAAAUGAUUGUGAAACUGAAGAUUUUUUUGGUCUUGGACUGUUGGUCGCACAUUUGAAGACAUUGCAGUGCACUGUGUCAAAACACGCAGGGCUUUUCUCAAUAUUUACUGACAGAAAUUGAGGAUUGUGAAAGCAAACAUUUAUUGUGGCUAGCCUAGUCUGCUGAUGAGCACCACUUGAACAUUUUUCACCCCGUAUGGUUCUUUUAAUGCAAUGGAAAUGGAAAGGCAGCUUAAUUUAUAUUCCAAACACAGAGGCAAGGGAAGAGCAUUAGACCAACAUCACAAUAAAAGCAGAAGAAAUUCACUGAAUGUACAGCAACGUGACAUGUAAAGUAUAAAAUUUAAAAAAUGAAAGACAUAAAGAAAGAAGAAAAAAGGUCCCAGUGAGAGACAAUACAGGAUGUAGUGACGCCAAAACAAGUGACGCAGUUUCAGGGAAGCACAAGGUUACUAAUAAUGCCCAAAUGCCGGAAAGCUUUCCUGCCUUCCAAAAUGCACUUUACUGAAGUACAUAGUGUUGCACGUAGUGUGCACACAGCUGGGACAUACUGUGCCAUAACAUUGCACCUUGAACUCUGACCCUCUCGCUGUAUCUGGCAUGGUGUUGUAGGUCAGAAUGGCCAGAAAAGCACACACAUACUCCGUACCCCCUCUGGAUACUGUAGAACAUCCUGGUAUUUUGGCGUUUAUAUUAAAUCUUUUUUCUUUCUUUUUUUUGUGGCAAACUCCAUAAUAGUGUAGUAUGAGUAAUGGAAGUCAGAACCAACACCACUGAAAUCCCAUAUCUUUGUACCAAAGGUAGAGCAGAGUCCUGCCAUGUGCCCAUGUUGGGGCACAGAGACUGUUAUGAAUCCCCUGUUUUAACAGAAAUUCUGAAAACAAACCAACAUGUUGUAUCAUGGCCAGCAGAUUAGACACUCGCUGGAUGUCUAACUGCUGACAGACUAAGCUCCUGUUAUUUAGCUGCUUUAUUUUCAGUGUGGAUGGACACUGGACUUCUAUCAUUACUUAAAUGGUUUUUCAAUUUCAACAGCAGUGGGUGGAGAUAUUUGGGCUUAAGUGUGCAAUAGCAGCGGUGUGUUGUAGUCAUGCUGAAUGCAGCCGAGCAAGCAUGUAAAACCCACUGCUGAUGUCAGGGCCCAAAGCAGCUGCUAGGCAGGAGCUCAUUUUAUCAAACUAAUGAGAAUUAUUUUUGGUUGUAGUGUUGUUUUUGAUUUAACUCCUGCUGUAUGCAGAUUAGCUAGUUUGAAACUGAGGAUUUUUUUAGAUUUAAAGAAAAGCUUUACAUUACGUGCUGAAGUGGCUCCAUCUUCAGUCACAGUUCUGUUUAUUUGUUUUUGGAGCAAGAUGUUACCAUGUUUGAGGAAGAGCUGGUUUAGUGAGCAAGCUACAUUAGUGCUCAGUAACACUCUGUGACUAAUCAAAACUACUCUGAUGUUUUGGUAAGAAGAAGUCCCUUUCAAUGAGAUGUAGUGGACCCUGACUGACCACAACUUCUUUCAAAGUAGCCACUCUCUAAGUGGACAAGUCAUACACUCAUUUAAAGUGUGUCUCUUUUUUUGUACCAGGCUGUAAACAUAUUUUUGUCCUGCUGUAAAGUUUGUUCUUAGCAUUUUUAACAUGGAAGUCCACGAGGAUUGGCUCACUUCUGGGGCCAGCUUUAAGUGGCCACUACAGGAAAUGCACUGUUAGGCAAUUCAGCUUUGGCUUCAUUCAUCAUCUCCCACCAUGUUAUUAGCAGCCUCCAUAUAUGGUCAUAAAUGUGCUUCAUGUUUGACCUCUGACUGAUGUCAGAGUGGUUCUCCUUCAGUGUUGACCCCUCACAGCCCAGUAAAAAUAAACUAAGAGCUAAGUGAGCUCUAUGGAGAAUGUAAAGGGGCGUAGCCCUGCACAUGCUGGCUCAGUCACCCCUACUGUUGCUUUGCUUCACACUGGCACCUUUCAGUUAAUUAUGAAUGUCAAUCGCAUCCCACCAGCCAAUUGGAAAAGCGAAGCCUUGACUUCUUAAUCAGUGGUGUCUGGUUCUGCAGGAUCACGUGUUUGUGUGCAUGUAAGGAUUAUUUAAAGGUAACUUAGUUUGUGCUGAAUUAGCGGUGAUAUGUUUUGUAGGCAAAUACAAAUCAAUAAAAAGGGAAUUGGCUGCAAGGGAAUACAACUGUGCGGCAAGACUUUCUGUUGAUCAUGAAACAAAACCGUGAGAAAAUGAUACCAACCCUGAUAAAUGCUGACCUAAAGAAGAGAUAUUGAAUGUUUAAAUGCAACACAUUGAUUCAGAGAGUGCACUGUGAUCAUUAUUAUUAGCAAACAGCUCAUUGUUCAGUCAGAAAUGGCUUUUACCAUCACACAACCAGCAUGUUACCUGUAGCGGUUUGAUAAAAUGGGGCUGCAUUUCCGUGAUGAGUCCGCUGACCUGAAACCUUCCACCUGUCCAACACAGCACCCACAGAGUGCCUCCAGACCUGCUGGCAACAUAUUUAUCUUCAUUUGUAAAGGAACAAUAGACUCAUUUUAUCAUAUUUAUUACUUAGUUUAGGUGUAAAUGCAAGCACUUCACUCUGGGAGCCAAUGUUAGCAUUUAGAAGCAGUAUUCCUAAUACAAUGUCGUUUUACAGCACUGGGGGAACUCCUCCAUCAGUGUUGCUGUAUCAGUAUCGUCAUGUUUAUACACUGCUCUGCAUUUGCCUUUUCUCUGCUUACUAUAACCGCUUUACUGCUUAUGAAUGCUAACUAAGGUGGCUUCAUGUGAAGUGUAAGUGUGUAAAUACUAGUUUUAAGAUCACAUUAGAGCUACACACUGCUGUUAAAGAGUAUGAUUAUGGAUUUGUGUCAGCUUGUUUCAUGCAAUGUGGAAAGGACGUUUUGUUUGUGUUGAAAAACAUGGACCGACUGCAUGAUUUAUAAAGUAUUUUUUCUAAAAAACAAA
This is a messenger RNA of Haplochromis burtoni (Burton's mouthbrooder), 4561 nucleotides long. It is a transcript of the gene coq10b, whose product is annotated as coenzyme Q10B. The record is from RefSeq and is a predicted model, not a curated record. Bases 41 to 757 code for a protein of 238 amino acids. The transcript is spliced from 5 exons. Gene Ontology annotation, cellular component: mitochondrion. Gene Ontology annotation, biological process: ubiquinone biosynthetic process; cellular respiration. Lineage: Eukaryota; Metazoa; Chordata; Actinopteri; Cichliformes; Cichlidae. Gene Ontology annotation, molecular function: ubiquinone binding.